This is a messenger RNA of Westerdykella ornata, 3617 nucleotides long. RefSeq lists its product as uncharacterized. The record is from RefSeq and is a predicted model, not a curated record. NCBI's taxonomy places the organism in Eukaryota, Fungi, Ascomycota, Dothideomycetes, Pleosporales, Sporormiaceae. Bases 1 to 3165 code for a protein of 1054 amino acids. The transcript has 3 exons.
AUGAACCCCGUCCCGCCCAAGCGCCCAGGCGAGGCUGUUCCUCCUCUCCUGCCCUCCUUCUCCCCCUCACCACCCUCACCACCCUCACCACCGCGCCAGAAACCCUCGACGCUGGCGAGCAUUGCUACCAAGGGGAUCCAGACCUUGGUCAGCUCCCGCUCCCGCGCAGACUCCUCCUCAACCGCCUCACCUAUUCGACGCAAGCCCUUGCCCACGGAUUCCCCAGUGUUUGGAGCAGUUCCUUCGGCUGAAUCUACCGACCCUGCCAGAGCUGGUGCUCAUAGACAGACCGCUCACCGUUCAUCUACAACUGGCCGCGACCCCCACGGUACCAACGCUGUUCAGCCAACCCCCCUGGAUGACUAUGAGCUUUUUGUCCCUCGGAAUCUGGAUGAGAACCCACAUGGAGCUACUCCAUUGACAGCGAACGCCCCCAGCAACGCCUUCGCGCCCCCUCGAAAGAGCUCUCUCGGAUAUUCAUUCCCUUCUGUCCCAGGUGCGCCGCGGCAUGAUCGUUCGGCCAGCAGCUUUCACUCUCGCCGUUCUACUGAGGAUUUGACUGUCGCCCCGAACAAAGGAAUCCACGUGCGGUCGCCAACAAUGCCAAACAUGGCUUCAUACCCUCCACAUCCUCGCCAACCCAGCCUUAAGCUACGGCUAGAUGGAGUGACGGAGGACUAUAUUGACGAGGACCCGUAUGAGGUGACACCCGAGUCACCACAGCCACCUGCAAGCAAGCCCAAGUCACCGGCGCCCGGAAAAUUCACAUCCUUUUUCGGAUGGAACUCUUCAAAAGCACAACACGAGACGGAGUCUCCUACGACCACGUUUAGCGAAAAGUCAUUGUCGCCGGCAGCGUCGCCACGCUACCCGAGACAACCGUCGGCACCUGCACGGAGCAAGCCUGCCGGUCUUGAUAUACCCACCGCGAACUCCUAUGCGCAAACCUCCUACUUCAAUGUUCCCGGAACACCUCUCCUGUCUUCGUCGCCACAAAUGAACGCUCAUGUGGAAGAGCUGGAGCGCGAGCUUCGCGAAUUGAGCUCCGAGCUUGCCGCUUCAAUACGGAGAGAACUGGAUCUGGAAGAUGAGAUUGAAAGAUAUAAGCAGGAAAGCUCCAUGGCCUUGACGGACAAUCGUCGGACAAGCGACUACUAUUCCGACUCUGGCGCAAGCUCCGUCCGAUACCCCAUAAGCGACACUGAGAGCAAGUUGGAAGAGGUGGAAGCGCUUCGGCGCAAGGCGGAGCAGGAGCGUGCCCAGCUGAAGGUCCACAUGGCAGAGCGCCUACAGGAAGAGCUUCGCAGACGAAGGGAUUUGGAAGAGCAAGUACAACACCUUGAAGAACAAGUCAGUACCCAGCCCAGCACCACGUCCGCCGUUGGUCCUGAGCGAGUCAAAGAGCUGGAGAGCGCCUUGGAGGAUGCUAAAAGAAGGCUUGCCGAAGAGAAGCAGGUCAAGGAGAAUUUCGAAGAUCUGCUGGCAGCUUUGCGAGAGGAGCUCGAGCAGCAUCGGAACGAACGGGACAAUCUCCGCGACGAAGUGGUGCCGCAGCUCAGAGCUCGAUUGGAGGGUCUAGAGUCCGAAGUGUCUGAGACGCAGAAUCUCAUCUAUGAAACAACGCGCAUGCAGCAGGAGAUACAGCAGCUCCGGUCCGAGAACCAGAGCCUUAUCAAUGCGCGUAGAAUGCAACAAGACCUCGCCCAGCAGCAAUCCCGCUUUCAAUCAAUUGCCGAGGAGUCUGACUCACCUGCACCGGUUCCUACCCAGCGCGUUGGCUUGUCGAGAUCGAACUCGCUUGCGCGAAGCUCAGCCUUCAACCCCAAGAGAGGUUCACUCUCCCGGUCGAAUUCGGUCAAGGACCGAUCUGUUCCAGAGUCACCCCGUGAGGGACCGCUCAGCGGCAAUCCUGUCAAGGAGUUGGAAGAGCAGCGAGAUGCACUGCACAAAGCGCUGAAGCACUUGCUGCAGCGCCAGGAGCUCCAGCAGAAGGAGUUUGCGAAGCGUAUCAAGGAGCUUGAAGCCGAGCGGGAUCGCGCUCUGAAUCUGACACCACGUCGGAGUACCUUCCACAAAGAGGUGGCUCAUCUUAGGGAGGAAGUGAACUCCCUCCGGCGUCGGGCGGACGAUGCACUGGAACAGAAGUGGCAGUGCGAAAAGGGUCUGAGCGGUCUCCGUAUGGACUUGGACCGCGCUCAGCAGGAAACCACGUCUCUGCGCGAACUCUUGCAGGAGCAUGACAUUGCCAUUCCAGAGAUUCGCGUUGACGACCAGCCUGUGUCCCUCGACAAGGCUUACAGAGAGUUACGCACCACGCACGCACUAUCGCUUGCUCGUCUGAAGCAGAUGGAGUCCGAGGAUGAACUGGGCGUUGCCGGUGAAGAAGCUGAGAAGACACUUGAUCUUUUGAUGCGCUCCAUAUCGGACGCGGAGGCUGAGAGGGAUGCAGCGCAGAAGGAAGCCGAGGAGUAUCGCGAGCAAGCUCGUGCUCUGCAAGCGUCUGAGAUCCAGCACCUCGGGAACCAGGAAAGGCUUAGCAAGGAACUGUAUGCUGCCGCCACUCGUAUGGACAACCUCUCCAGCAGGAUUCAGGUACAACUCGAGUCGAACCGCUCUCUCCGCGCUCGCCUGGCAGAGGCCAUCUCGAGGGGAGAGAAGGAGCAAUCCAAGUCCGCUGAGAAGAUCAUUGAACUGGAACGCCGGCUGAAGGCUGCCGAGGAUAGGGUCAUGGUCGCCCAGCAGUCCUCUGAGGAAGCCAUUGCAAAACACGAAGAGGAGGUGCAGGCUCUCAAAGAAAGCAACAACAAUCACCUGCGCAGGGCCAAGUCUGGACUGCUCAGCCCAGCCGCCUUCUCGCCAAAGCUGCCAACGUCGCCUUUCUCGCAGAAGUUCCCGCGCCUGGACCAGACGACCAGUGGACCAGCCAUGUCGAUAGCUGAAGCCACGAAGACGGAGCUGCUCGAGAGGCGAGUGGAGGAGCUUGAGAAGGCGCUGAGGGAUGCUGACCACGAAAUGGAAGAGGUUGUGGGCAGGAUGAACAUGGCGCAGAUUGAGGUUGCUGAUCUGCAGUUCCAAAGGGACGAGGCAAUGAGGCAGACUAGAAGACUCCAAGCGGAUAUUCUUGCCGAGCGCGAGAAAGUCAAGGCUCUCAUGUCCCAAAACUAGACGACACGCGACAUGAUACAUCCCGAAUUUAUGGGGAACAUCUAACUCCUAAUACCGAAUGUCGGGGUAGACGAAUACGGUCGACACGAGCGGGGCUCCGGCGUUAAUCACAUGCAUUUACAGCGCCAUUUCGGUCCUUUCCUUCGUCCCGUCAUUGACGGUUUCUCGCUUUCAGAUGCGGCUUGCUGUACCAUUCAGGGAUUGCCCAGGUGAGGGUUGGUCCCAGAACUUUGAUACCCUUUCACCAACGCAGAUGCCAUUGCCAUGGAAGCAAUCGGCAUUUUACUUUCUAGGUUUUGCAUGUCCACGCGACUUGCUAGUUCUUGCUUUUUUUUUUCUUAUUGGAAAUGCGGAGGAGGGAUUAGCAGCGUUGGGCCUUUGUCCCGUGUAUUUGUAAUGAUAUCAUGGCUGGGAAUCGGCUUGCGAGACUAGCUGGUAGCUUCAUAGAGGCU